Messenger RNA from Scutellospora calospora, 240 nucleotides. NCBI's taxonomy places the organism in Eukaryota, Fungi, Glomeromycota, Glomeromycetes, Diversisporales, Gigasporaceae. The record is from the annotation of a GenBank genome assembly.
UAUAAUAAGAUAGAUAAUAUUGGGUUUGUAUUUAUGUUUCAAACAAAAGAGCAAAGGAAAUUAAUGAGUCUUGCUCAAGUUCAUCCAAUUGUAGAUAGUGAAUACCUAAUUAAACCAGAUAUUUUUAUAGUUGAUAAUGCAGAAGAAGAAAUCAAGGAAGACCUCUGGAAAUUAUUGAAGACAGAAAGAUGGAAUGAUGCAGAGACCAAAAAAUAUAUUAGAGAAAUAAUUCAAAAAUAG